Molecule: messenger RNA, 1874 nt
Organism: Somion occarium
Lineage: Eukaryota; Fungi; Basidiomycota; Agaricomycetes; Polyporales; Cerrenaceae
Source: the annotation of a GenBank genome assembly
AUUUCCAAAUUGAACUUUUGCGUACUCGUCCAUUUAAUCGUCUGGGCUUGUUUCUCGUUUUGUUUCACGCACCAUGUUUUUCCCCUCACUGCUUGUUUCUCUUUUCCCCUUCUGCCUACGCAGUGAUUGAUUUUAUAUGAAUUCUCUAUGAUCUGCUUUGCUGUGUUACGUCUCACCUACUGUUUCAUUUUGCUUUGAUCUACAUACACUAGUUGUAUCUCAGAUUUUGUCGCUUCGCUUCGCUCUGUUUUCUUCCGUUUUGUUUCGAUAUGCCUCGCAUGAACAUUGAACGUAUCUCCUGCUUUGUCUUCUGUGUAGACGUAUUCAUCGUUGUUCCAAUAAAUGUAUCAUCUCGCUCUGGUGGUAUUUGAAGUGUCUCGUCCAACACCUUUUGCUUGAACUCAAUCGUUGCCUCCCACGUCGACCUCAUACUUUCAAACUCUCGGUCGCUAGCUGACUGAUACCGAAUUGACAACAUGACAACGUCGCAUGACAGGGUAAUCAACUUCGGAGCAGGCCCAUCGGCUUUGCCUGUUCCUGUUCUCGAGGAAGCGGCAAAAGGCCUUCUCAACUUCUCCGGGACAGGUAUAGGUAUCGCAGAGAUCUCACAUCGUUCCAAGGAGUUUACAGAAUGUAUCAACAAUUUGGAAUCCCUCAUCCGAACACAGUUGGGUGUUCCCCAUACACACUCCAUCCUUUUCUCGCAAGGAGGCGGGUCAGGACAGUUCUCCGCUGUGGUUAUGAACAUGCUGGCCCGGUACAGGCUUCUGCAUCCAGAUGUGAAACCAGAGAAGAUUACCAUGGACUAUGUGGUUACUGGAUCAUGGAGCAAGAAGGCUGCAGAGGAGGCUAGGAGGCUUGGAGGUGGUCAGGUUAACAUUGCUGUGAACAGUCGCGAAUUCUCAAAAGAUGGCAAAUCGUUCGACAAUAUUCCGGCCCACGAUGCUUUCAAAUUCUCUCGAGACCCCGCACUGAUCUACUAUUGCGAGAAUGAAACUGUGGACGGUGUCGAGUUUUCUCAUGAGCUCUCAGAGCCUACGUCGUUCCCCUUCCAUCUGCUCAAGCAAGGCUCACUCGCCCCGCUGGCCGCGGAUUACUCGUCUUCAUUCAUGUGUCGGCCCAUUCCUCGUUUGGCCGACCAUGCAAUCAUAUACGCCGGUGCACAAAAGAACAUUGGUCCUGCGGGUCUGACCGUCAUUAUCGUCAGGCAGGACUGUAUUGUUGAUGUCGACGCUGCUGCCAAGCUCGGUGCUGCACCCGUCCCCAUCACCUUCUCAUACAAGACCCUUGAGGAAUCAAAGAGCCUAUACAACACGCCCUCAGUUAUUUCUAUCUACAUGACCGCUUUGGUCCUGGAGCUCAUGAAGGAGAAGGGCGGUCUUGCUUAUUACGAGGAUCUCAACAGACGCAAAGCUGGUAGGAUAUACGGUCUCUUGAAGGACGGCGAGGAGAAGGGCGUGUUCAAGAGGAAGGUAAAGGCAGGCUCGGAAAGCUGGAUGAAUGUCGUGUUCGAAGUUCUCGGAGACGAUGCGGAGAAGCGCUUCCUGGAGGGAGCGGAGCAUCUAGGCAUGAAAGGUCUCAAAGGGCACAGGUCUGUUGGAGGCGUCCGCGUUUCAUUGUACAACGCGAUCACAGAUGAAGACACUGAGAAACUUGCUCAGUACAUGAGAGACUUUAUCACGCAGGAAGUAACGACCAAAGGACAAGCUUGAAGACAAUGUAAUACAAUGUAGUGGAAACUUAAAUGUACUGUACACAUUAUCAUACGAGCUAGCUCCAUUACAUUUGUUUGUGAGCUUGCACAUGAGUGUAUAUCCUGCAUUAGAUUUUGCCAGAGUGGUUAACGGGAUUGCCUGCCAUGAGCAAAUUUAGCG